Cutaneotrichosporon oleaginosum is the source of this 1809-nucleotide messenger RNA. RefSeq lists its product as uncharacterized. NCBI's taxonomy places the organism in Eukaryota, Fungi, Basidiomycota, Tremellomycetes, Trichosporonales, Trichosporonaceae. The record is from RefSeq and is a predicted model, not a curated record.
CAUGCUUUGAGCCGUGCGAUCAGUCGAGCGACAGCGAACUUGAAUUCCUCAAUCGCCCAUACCACCAUGCACAGUCGCCGCCCAGACCACCCAUUGCACGGCGAUGAAGUGACACACGCUACGCGUCGCCGCGUCUUCGCGUGACACACUCCACUAAUCCCAGCUCAUCAACACACACACCACCAAUCCGCGCCAUGCCGCGCCCGAGGCGGCGCGAUCUGCCGCUCGCGCAACAGCUGUUGACACCAGCAUCCGGCUCGGUCCAUAGCUCGCGCGCGACAUCCCCACUGGUCGCAAAAGGUGUUGAGCCAGAAGUGAUAAUCCUGCCCGAUCUAUUCCCUCACACCCCUUCCUCCGUCGCUCCCACCGCCGCCGCCGCCGCCGCCGCCACAUCUACCGACACUCCCUCUCUCGCCAGCCAAGAGGCCACACUCGCCGAUCUCCACGCGCGCAUCUAUCACCUCAUCGCACUGGCGCUCCGCGCCUACAUCCAGGCAUGGUAUGGUAGACUGAGCCGCGACACGACCAUCCUCCCAGCCAUCAAUAGGGACAUCGUGGCGCCCAUCGUGCGCCAUCUCACUUUCGACCGGGAACGAGUGCAUGUCCUUCUUCUCACGCAUCUCCCAACGCUGCUCGCGACGCAUUUGCGCACCCUCUCCGCUGCCCACGAGUCCGACGCAGCCGGCAUCGCGCAUAUCCCCCAGGCGUACCAUGCCCGUUUGCCGCUCCGCUCCGUCACCCUCGCUCCGGCGCCUAGCUCGUCCCACGCAGAGGAAGAGUACGCCCUCAAUCCGAUAUACCUCACCGCCUUAGCCGAUGCUCUGCUCGCCCACGCCCUUCCGCCCCCGGAGUACCGGUCAGACGCUGAGCGGCUCAUUGUGCGUGAGGUGAUCGCGCGCGCUGUCCUCGCCAAUGUCGGGAAGCGGCUCGCUGCUCCCUGGUUCUGGGCCGAGCUCCUCCUCAAGCAUCUCGACAAACCCGCUCCGACCCUAACUCCGCCGCCACCACCUCUCAAGGGCGUUCCAGGCAGACUCGGGGCGCACGCGGCACACGCUCUCGAUGCGCUAGUCGGCCUAUGGACACGCCUCCUGGCCGUGGUCACACUGCUGUGGAACGGGGCGAUCUUCCUCACCGCGGCAUGGAGUGGCGCCCCGGCCCCGACCAGGAAUCAUGUCCUCGACCCAUGGCGCGUCCUUGUCAGAGAGAGUGUGCUCUUCCUCUCCCCAGUUUCCCCUCUCGGGUUGCGCUUGGCACUCGGAGCAAUCGACGUCAUCGCCAUCCUUCUUGGACCAGCGGCGGAUCGUCUCGCACCAUACCUCCUCGACCUCGUGCUCACCCCCGCGGCCGGCGUCAAAAUCGUGACACUGCUGGAGCGCGUGCUCUUCCCGGACGGAUGGCCCGGCCCACCGCCUAUCGAGCCAACGGCGCUUGAAGCCGACGCCAUGGCCGAGCGCCUGCGCGAAAUGCUGCGGCGACCAAGCCGGUUUGGUCUUGACCUUGGACGCGCGACAGACAUCUUCGGCGAUGCGGGAUGUAACGCCCAUCUCAUCGCAAUGGUGCUCGACGCCGGAGUGCUGACACUCGUUCCGGACCUUGCCGCUGAGUCAGAACCAGAGCAACAGAACGAGAAAGCCUCAGACAAGCCGACAUUAGAACAUAGAAUCACACCUGAGAUUACCGUCCAGGCCCCAUAAUCAUGACUACUACAGUACACCUCACUCGCGACCAUGUUACACUAGCAACUUGACUUCACUCACAACUUCACGUCACUCUCAAUAGGCAACAAACAUGUAAUGCAUCUAUAACCCC